AUGAUAUCAUCUGAUUAUCAGGAUGCUUUACGUGGACGAUAUCAACAAUUACCAGAUGUUCGCUCGAAAGUUGUUCGUAUUUUUCUCAGUUCAACAUUUUCAGACACAAUGGUCGAGCGAGAUUCAUUGAUUGAAAAUGUUUUUCCAAAAUUGAAAAGUUAUUGUCGUGAAAAAUAUGGUCUUGAAUUUCAAUAUGCUGAUAUGCGAUGGGGAAUUCCAACAGAAUCAAAUAAUAAUCACAGUGAAACCGAAACAUGCCUCAAAGAAAUUGAAUUAUGUCAAAAAUAUUCUGUCGCUACUAAUUUUGUGGUUUUAUUAGGUCAUCGUUAUGGUUCUAGACCAACACCAGCUACUAUUCGUGCAUCACUUUUUGAACAAUUGUAUAGUAUUAUCUGUUCAGAUAUCAAUGAUAAAGAUGAUGCUCAAUUACUUUCUCAAUGGUAUCAACUCGAUACGAAUCGAAUACCUGCUGUUUAUAUACUUCGUCCGAUUUCAUCAAUCUUACCUAAUAUUUUAUCUCCGGAUACAAAUGAAGUAAAACAAGCAGAAAAAGAAUGGAAAAAAAUAAAUACUCGUAUUCGAACACGAUUACGACAAGCAGCAACAAAAUGUUUAGAACAACAACAAAUUCAAGAGAAUGAAUAUGAUGAUUUUUUUAUAUCAGUAACAGAAAAAGAAAUUAUAAACGGUAUUCUAUCGGUACCAAAUGCAAACGAACGUACAUUAUGUUUUUUACGUGAAUUUGAAGACAUUCAUGAACAUUUAUCAGAUAAUAAAGCAUCAAAAUAUAUUGAUUUACAAUAUUUAGAUGAUGGUACACCAAUAGUAGAUGAUGAAGUUGAGAAAUUACUUAAUCGUUUAAAAUAUACCCGAAUUCCAAAUGUAUUACAAUCAGAAAAUAUUUAUAAAUAUAAAAUUCAUUGGACAUCAAAAGGUAUCAAUCGAGAUGAUCAUAUUCACCAUAUAGAACGAUUUAAUAAUGAUUUUUAUAAUGCAAUACAACAACAAAUUGAUCAAUGUGUUCAAUCUCGUGUUAUGCCAGUUUCAGAUCCAUUACAUCAUGAAGUUUUAGAACAUGCAAUACAAUGUAAAACAUACGUAGCUAAAUUUCAUGGUCGAACAGAUAUUUUAAAUAGUUUGAAAGAAUAUAUUAACAAUGAUAAUGAGAAUCGUCCGUGUAUUGUAUAUGGAACUUCAGGUUGUGGAAAAACGAGUUUAUUAGCUAAAGCUGCAACAGAAAUAUCAAAUUGGUGGCCCAAUCGAUCUAUCUCAAUUAUUUUACGAUUUCUUGGAACGACUUCAUCUUCGUCUACAAUGUCGAAAAGUCUGCUAUCAAUAUCAGAACAAAUUUGUCGAUUAUAUAACAUAUCAAUGGAAAAUCAUUCUAAUGCAUCACAAUUACGAUAUCAAUUAGAAAAAGAUAUAUUUCCAAAAAUUCCUCCUAAUGAAUAUAUUGUAGUAUUAUUUGAUUCAAUUGAUCAACUUUCAGCAGAUGCUUAUGAUUGUAAAUGGUUACCAAUAAAUUAUCCAAAAAAUAUUAAAUGUAUCAUAUCAACAUUAUCUGAUCAUGGAAAUAUUUUAUCAAAUUUAAAAAUGAUUAUAAAUAAUAAUAAUAAUAAUUCAAAUUUAUUUUUAUUUGUAUCACCUUUUGAUGCAACAACAGUCGAAAUUGUUUAUAAUGACUGGCUUAAAAUAAAACAACGUUCAUUAAGUGAUGAACAACGUUUAUUUAUUCGUGAUUUAGUACAUAAUCGAUCGGAAAUUCUUCCUUUAUUUAUGAAACUUCUUUUUGAUAUUAUUUUAACUUGGCAUUCCUAUGAUCCUAUCGAUAAUAAUCUUAAAAAAUUAGAAACUAUCGAUGAUUGUAUUCUCUAUCUUUUUAGUCGUUUAAAAACUAUUCAUAAUAGUUUAUUAGUUUCUCGUUCAUUAUGUUAUAUGACAGCAUCGAGAAAUGGUAUUAGUCAAAAUGAACUUGAAGACGUACUUUCUUUAGAUGAUGAUGUAAUUAAAAAUGUAUUCCAACAUUAUAUACCACCUGUUAAACGUUUACCUGGUCUGUUAUGGACUAGAAUUAGAAAUGAUUUAGAUGAAUAUAUUACAGAAAAAGAAGUUGAUGAUUUAUCAGUCAUUUAUUGGUAUCAUCGUCGAUUUAUUGAAAUAGCCGAAAAAGAAUUUAUUUCAAACUUGACAAAAAUUGAACGAACAAAUAUUUUUCAAAAUAUGGUUGACUUAUAUACUGAAAAAUGGAGUGGAAAAGCGAAACCAUUCAAAAUAGAUAGUAAAAGUUUGAUUAAUAAAUAUAAUUUACAUGAAUCAAAUGGAGAAAUUCAAGCAAAUCGAUUGAUAAGUUCACAACCAAUUCAAUUCAUUGAUGGAAAUGGUCAAAUUCAAUUUAAUAAACGAAAAUUAAAUGAAUUACCAAAUUUUUUAAGUAAAUUAGCACCUGAUUCAACAAUUCCAAUUGCUGCUAAGGAAAUAUUUUUCAGUUAUUCAUUUAUGCGUAAUGGUGCUAAAAUAAUAUGUUCAUCUUUCGAUGAUAUAACAGAAGAUUUGAGAAUAAUUCAAGAAUUAUCAACAUAUGGUCUUGCAAAGGAAAUAACAGAAAUAAAAAAUGAAAUUGAUAUACAUUCAAUGGUAUAUAUGCUGACUGGAAGUUUACUUGAAAAAUAUCCUGAAAAUUAUAGUUUUGAAAUUACAUCACGUCUUCUUCGUUUAUUUGGUGUUAAAUCAUAUAUAACUCAUUUAAUCAAACAACUUGAUGAAUUUAGUAUUAAUUAUUGUUCAUUAAUCGUUCCUUAUUGCCAAAUAGAACCACCUGGUGGUGGUUUACUUCAUACAAUUCAUAGACAUACAUCAUCUAUAACAUCAUUUAAAUUUACAGAAGAUCUUUCAACAAAUAUUAGUCUAUCAGAUAAAAUUGUUGUCAUUGAUUUAGAACAUAACAAAACUGUUCUCGAUAUUAAUUUACCAAAAUUAAAUCAAUCUUAUUUAAAUUGUAUAACAUUAACAAAUCCUGAUUUUAUUACUGAAAACGAUAAAUUUAAGAAUUUAUUAUUUUUUAUAAAUUCAUCAAAUAAUAUUUAUCUUAUUUCUGCAAAUGAAGAUAUUAAAUUUAAUAAAUCAUCUCAAAUUGGAUAUGUAGGUGUUGAAGUUUUUGAUACUAAUCAUAUUCUUUGUAUUAUCGCGGAAAUUAAUGGAAAUUAUAUUGAAUGUUGGGAUAUAUUUAAAAAUGAAUUAUUUCAAAGAAUAGAAUUUCCAUCAUCAUCAUCAUCAACAAUAAAAUAUGUAUUUUGUAUUAAUGUCUAUUCAAUGAUAAUAACUGUUUUUCAUAAUGGUAAUAUUUAUUUUCAUUCUAUUAUGGAUGAUUCAAUCCAAUCAAAUUUUAUUCAUCGAGGUUCAAUAGAACUUAGUAAUCAUCUUGAUUUAGUUACGUUAGAUAAAGAAAUAUUAAUAUGUACAUUUGAUUCAUCUAUUCCGAUUGAUUUUGCUUUUAUUAAUUUAAAUCAAUUUAAAAGAAAACAAGAAUUUUUAAAUAAUAAUCAAAUAUUAAAAAUAUUAAUAAAGUUUGAUUAUCCAUUAGAAUUAAAACCAAUUAAAAAAAUUAUAUUACCAUAUAAAAACGAGAUACUUAAAAGAUGGUUACAUAUUAUUCACCUAUGUAGAAUGGAAACAAUAUCAUAUACGAGUAUUAAAGGUCAAUUUGAUACAGCAGCUAUGCAUGUAAAUAAUCUAAAUUUGAUAUAUACAGCUCGUGGAGGUAUUAUUGAAGUAUAUAUUUGGAAGUGUUUAUACAGAAGGCAUGAAAAUGAUGUUUUACAUAAAUGUCAAUUGUAUGUUUCAAUUGAUGUUAGUUCUUCUCCUAUUACGACAAUUUUCCCUGCACCAUCUUAUGGUAUACGAGUCCUAUUUUUUUGUUCGUUACAAAAUGGAACUAUUCAUCUAUAUAAUGGAAAACAUACAAGAGAUACUAUGAAAACUAUAGCACCUUUUCCACGUACAAAUGAAUCCAUACAAACUAUUCAAUUACUUAACGCAACAGCUAUUACUCUUGAUAUUUCAAAACGUGAACUUACAUCGUGGUCAUAUCAACAUUCUACAUCAAUUAAAUCUAGUCAUAUAUUUGAGAAUGAUAUAAUUAUCAAUGGUUUUGCUAUGACAUGUAGUAGUAUUAAUUCAGAAAGAAUAUUUGUACUUGUAAUAACAAGUGACAGUUAUGCUGAAAUUUAUUUAGCUAAAUCACUUGGCAAAAAUCCUUUGUUUCAUCUUGAACUUCAUUCUUCAGCUAGAGUUCAUUCAACAAAGAAUGGAAAUUUUAUUAUAUUAACAAAAAAUGGUACAAUACAUAGAAUUGUCGAACAAAUAAUAUCUAAUGAAGAAUCUAAAUUUAAUGAAAUAGAAAAUAGUCAGCUGAAUAUUCAAUGUUCAAUGAUGUUUAGUUCAAUUUUAACUAUAAAUUCAAAGGAAUAUCUUAUUGUAUUUGAUGAUAAUGGUCAAUCAAUGGCUGUUUGUUCAAUUGAACAAAUUAUUUAUAUUGAUAUUAAUUUUUCAUUAGAUUUAGUACCAUUAUCAUCUCAUUUGUUGUCUAUUAUUGGUGAUUCAUCUCAAGAUUUAGUAGCAUUACAUUUCGAUAAUAAAUCUCUUACUAUUUGUCAAGUUAAAUUAGCCGAAUCAUCAAAUAAUAAAGGUUAUCUUAACAUGAUAUCAUUUGAUAAAGUUGAUAAAUUUUGUUUAAAAAAUGAUUAUUUUGCUAAAUUUAAUAAUGUUGAUAAUGAACUUAGUUGGUAUAAUAUUAAUUUAUCAAAAUAUCAUGAAUUCAUUAAAAUGUCAAAUGAAUGUUUACAAUUAUGUAUGAAUGAAUCAAGUAGUUAUAUUUUUGUUUUGAUAAAAUCUUGUAUAUUAUUUAUGUAUCGUAUUAUUGAUAAUCAACAAUUAGCUAAAUUAUAUCUCUAUGAUAUUGCUUCAUUUAUGAUAGCAGAUAAUGAUUUUAUUGUUUUAUCAAUGAAUGAUCGACGUCUACUUACAUUAAUGAUUGCCGAUCCCCAAGAUUCAACAGUACACGCAAAAAUACACGCAUUACCUAGCAGAACUUCUGAGCAUACUACCGAAUCUGCAACUACAAACCUUAUUAAAAAUUUAAACAAACGUCUCAAUCCGGACAGUAGUGACGAUUACAGUGAUUCGUUCGAUGAUGAUGACGAUGAUGAUAAUAAUACUAGUUCUCUUACUCGAUUUCCUAGUCGAUAUUCACCUUCAAAGAUGAAUUCUACCGAUGAGUUUAUAUCCAAAAUAUUGUCCAUACUUUGGAACGCUUCAGAUGAUAUUGAUGUGACACAACUCAUUGAUGAUUCUGAUGAUGAAAAUUCUACUAAUGAUGACCGGCAGAUGACCGAUACAAUCAGCAUAGAAAAAUCUGAACAUGAAGCUGAUUGUAGUCGUCCAACGACUGAAGAUGAUCUCAAUGAUAUUCGUCAAAAAGUCGUAGAAUAUGACCGACAACAACUUAAAGGUGUACAAUUUGCGAAUGCAGGUCAUACUAAUUUGAAAGUUGUCAACAGUUAUCCAAUAACUUCGCAUACAUGCUCGCUUUUUUAA
Messenger RNA from Adineta steineri, 5592 nucleotides. NCBI's taxonomy places the organism in Eukaryota, Metazoa, Rotifera, Eurotatoria, Adinetida, Adinetidae. The record is from the annotation of a GenBank genome assembly.